GUGUUGUCGCCCCGGAAGUACUCCCCUUCCCGCCACCGGGUCAGGUCAAGAUGGCGACGCGCUCCGUGUGAAGGAGGUCGAAGGAGCCGAGAACAUGUUUAAGACGCCAUGUAGUCGACUCACAGGUUUGUUUGGAGUAAGCAUACAACAAAAACUGGUGGGCCAUCAUGGGCCGCGAUGCAACCAGACCGCUCGCAGCCUCCUCCAGCUGCACAGAAGAGAGCCGUCACACUGGCUGACCUAUCAGCAUCUCAUCUUCCUGAAACGGCAGUAUGUGGCCAAGAACGUCGGAGAGCUCCACCAGCGCGUCGCCCCCAAGCAGGCCCCCGCGCUCUCCGUGGUGGACGAGGCCCACGAUGCCGUCGAAAGGCAGGUCCAGAGAGUUCCCGUCAUCCAGUCGCCGGUUGCAGAGGAAACCUCCGUCUCAGUCGCCCCGGAAACGUCCGGUGUGGCCACCGAAACCUCGCAGGAGACGCCCCACGUUUACGUGGAGAUGGACAAGGCCCGUGAAGCUCGUCUGGACCGACAGUGGAAGCAGCUGAAGGUGGACGUGGCCGACCUGCCGGACGUCUACGCCCGGCUCAGCAAAAUAAAACUCACAGCACUCGUGGUUAUGACUGCGGCUGCUGGUUACGCAAUGGCCCCGGUGCCCUUUGACCCCCUCAUCUUCUCGGUGUCGUGCCUGGGAACGGGUCUGGCCUCCUGUGCAGCCAACUCCAUAAACCAGUACUUUGAGGUGCCUUUCGACUCCAACAUGAACCGAACCAAGAACCGACCGCUGGUCCGAGGGCAGAUCAGCCCCCUCCACGCCGUGACCUUCGCCCUGGCGUGCGGCGUCUCCGGAGUGGCCCUGCUGACGUGGGCGGUGAACCCCCUGACGGGCUUCCUGGGCGCCCUCAACAUCGCCCUGUACACCUGCUGCUACACGCCGCUCAAGAGGCUCACCAUCGCCAACACGUGGGUGGGCGCCGUGGUGGGCGCCAUCCCGCCCGUCAUGGGCUGGACGGCCGCAACGGGCUGCCUGGACGCAGGUGCGCUGGUGCUGGGCGGCUUCCUGUACAGCUGGCAGUUCCCCCACUUCAACGCCCUCAGUUGGAACCUGAGGGAGGACUACUCGCGCGGCGGCUACCGCAUGAUGUCGGUCACGCACCCCGCCAUGUGUCGCCGCGUGGCCCUGCGUCACAGCCUGGCGCUGGUGGGCCUCUCCGCGCUGGCGCCGGCGCUGGGCGUGACCACGUGGAUCUUCCCCGCCGCGGCGCUGCCCAUCAACGCUUACAUCAGCUUCCUGGCCUUCCGCUUCUACCGCCGGGGCGACCGCGCCAGCGCCCGAAAGCUGUUCUUCUGCAGCCUGUGGCACCUGCCUUUGCUGCUGCUGCUGGCGCUCACCUGCAAGAAGCCUCGCCAGGAACGUCAGCGCCACGCCGACGCCGCCGCCCCGCGCAGCUGACCCGGCGCUCCCAAAGAGGGGACGGACACUUCCUUUUCACACAGGUGCUCUUUUUUCCGUAAAAGACCGAUCAUAAUGAUGUGUGCACUGUAAAUAUGUAUUUAUUUAUGUCAAUAUGUGACCGUGGCUUAAAUAGACUAAGUACACUUGGCUAAGUACACUGUGUUCUUUGUCAUUACCAAUACAAGCUCGUUCAUCAUUUGCUCAUUUAUGAAAGUAGAAAUGAGAACAAUCAAUUGUGGAAAAAAAUUUCUAUUUUCCUUCUAGUUGCACAGAUGGCCUGAAAAUGUCUUUGUAAAAAAGUUUAAAAAAACAACGUAUAGUUUUUCUUUAAUCGAUUUUCAUAAAUUAGAAAUUAAUAUCCAUCCAUCCAUCCAUUUUCUACCGCUUAUUCCCUUUUUUGGGGUCGCGGGGGGCGCUGGCACCUAUGAGGUGGCGACUUGUCCAGGGUGUACCCCGCCUUCCGCCCGAUUGUAGCUGAGAUAGGCGCCAGCGCCCCCCGCCACCCCAAAAGGGAAUAAGCGGUAGGAAAUGGAUGGAUGGAUAUUUUUUCUUUAAUCGAUUUUCAUAAAUUAGAAAUUAAUAUCCAUCCAUCCAUCCAUUUUCUACCGCUUAUUCCCUUUUUUGGGGUCGCGGGGGGCGCUGGCGCCUAUGAGGUGGCGACUUGUCCAGGGUGUACCCGCCUUCCGCCCGAUUGUAGCUGAGAAAUUAAUAUAGCAUAGGAAUAAGUUAGAACAAAAAAAAAAUCGAUUCACAUCUGAAUCGCGAUUCGAUUUUUUCCGAUUUUUAAUCGAUUAAUAAUUCGCAAAAAUCGAUUAAUAACAGUUUUUCCUUUUUUUUAAAAAAUUAAAAUAAUUGUUAAAAAUAUGUUUUUAGGCUCCUCUUGGUUACAUUAAAGUGGCUUAAAAAUGUUUUUCUCAAAAUUCCAUCCAUUUUUUCCAUCCGUUUCCUACCGCCUAUUCCCUUUCGGGGUCGCGGGGGGCGCUGGCGCCCAUCUCAGCUACAAUCGGGCGGAAGGCGGGGUACACCCUGGACAAGUCGCCACCUCAUCGCAGGGCCAACACAGAUAGACAGACAACAUUCACACACUAAGGACCAUUUAGUGUUGCCAAUCAACCUAUCCCCAGGUGCAUGUCUUUGGAGGUGGGAGGGGCCUAUCCCCAGGUGCAUGUCUUUGGAGGUGGGAGGAAGCCGGAGUACCCGGAGGGAACCCACGCAUUCACGGGGAGAACAUGCAAACUCCACACAGAAAGAUCCCCAGCCUGGAUUUGAACCCAGGACUGCAGGACCUUCGUAUUGUGAGGCAGACGGACUAACCCCUCUUCCACUGUGAAGCCCUUUCUCAAAAUUAUUUCUUAAAUAAGAAAAUUACUUAUUUUUGUCUCGAUUGAUUUUCAUGAAUCAGGAAUCAAUUUAGAAUCAGGGUAAAUAGGAAUAAUAAAAAAAAAAAAACGAUUCACAUUAGAAUUGCAAUUUUCAUUCAUCCUUAUUUCUUUUUAUAGAAAUAAAUUGUUAAAAAUAAGUUUUAGGCUUUUUCUAGUUGCUUAGAGGUGACUUAAAAGCAUAUUUUGUAACAAAUAUAUAUAUUUAGAUCAAAAAAUAACUUUUCUGUAAUCGAGCUUCAUAAAUCAGGAAUCUAUUAAGAAUUAGGAUGAAUAAGAAUUAGACAAAUUCACAUCCACAUUGCGAUUCUAAUAUGUCCUAAUUUUAAAUAAUGAAUACAAAUAAUAAUGAAUAAAUAAAUAAUGAUGGCCUAAAACAUAGUUGUACAAAUGUAUAAUUUUAUACAUAUAUAUAUACACACAUCCAUGCAUACAUAUAUACUAGGGGUGUAACGGUACGUAUAAUUGUAUCGAACCGUUUCAGUACGGGAAUUUUGGUUCGUCACGCGGGCGUACCGAACAAGUUCGGAAGCAGAAGUCUUCACAAGCUGCUCUGCUUUCUACCUCUUUCUCUGCCUCAUUGUCCCGCCCACACAACCAUCUGAUUGGUUACAUACAAAGCCAAUCAGCAGUGGGUAUUCAGACUUCAGAACGAUGUAGUCAAUGCUUUAGCGUCGAGGACUGCGAGGAGAUAUUCGUCUAGCAGGGGAGGAGCGGACUCUACCCAAAUUAUACUAAACACUUCCCAGUCACAACUAUUACAAACAUCACUAUGAGCCCGUUGACCUUCUAGAAACUUAAACUGCAGCUCAGCUCGCUCACAGUAUAGGCUUGAGGUGAAGGCUAAUUAGCUUUUAGCAUAACGUUAGCUCAUUUUUCUGUGUGUGAGUGUGUGUGUGCGUUCGUGUGUGUGUUAGGGGCAGCAAAGCCUUGUCUGUUAUUUCAUUGAACUCCAUUGUGUUCAGGGAUGAAUAGUCUCUCCUAUUGCAAUUGUACUAUUUUUCAGCUAUAGUUACAUGAAUCAUUAGUAAUGUAGCAGCUUAGUUUUGAAUAGCAGGGUCCCUGCUAUCACAUGUUGAUAAAAAUACAACAUUUACAUAAUAAAAGUCAACUACAGGCUUCCCAAAUGCUGUAAUAAAUUAAGCAUGAUGAGUUGACAUUAAACGGUUUCAAUGGAAACUGUUUAAUGUUGCACUUUUUAUAUGUAGAAGAAAGUUUUUGUCAUUUUAUUUCAUCAAAGCAACAACUUGAGGCAGUUUAAUGUGGAUUAACGUGGGCAGAAUUAUUAUAGUGUUCCUAAUGUUAAAAGGAUAAAGCCAUUGUUUACAAAUUUGGUAAAUAAAUAACCAAAAAAUGUAUAUUUUUUUGAUUUCUUACUGUACCGAAAAUGAACCGAACCGUGACCUCUAAACCGAGGUAUGUACCGAACCGAAAUGUUUGUGUACCGUUACACCCCUAAUAUAUACAUACAUAUAUAUAUAUAUAUAUAUAUAUAUAUAUAUAUAUAUAUAUAUAUAUAUAUAUAUAUAUAUACACUUUUUUUGUUAAAUAACAUAAUUUUUUUUCAAUCGAUUUUCAUACAUUAGGAAACUAUUUAGAAUCAGGAACAUCUUUUAAAAAAAAAUUCACAUCCAAAUCGCAAUUCUUACUAGUCCUGAUUUUAAUAAAUCUAUUAGUAAUUUUCAAAAUCGAUUCCUAACAUUUCUCUUUUUAUGUUAAAAAAUAUGUUUUUAGGAUCCUUCUGGUCGCAUUAUGAUGGCCUAAAACAUAGUUGUACAAAUUUUAUUUUUUUAUAUAUAUAUAUGUAAAACAUGUUUUUUUCAAUCGAUUUUCAUAAAUUAGGAAACAAUUUAGAAUCAGGAUGAAUAAGAACAUUUAAAAAAAAAAAACGAUUCACAUCCGAAUCACGAUUCUUAGUCUCGAUUCUGAAUCAAUUCAUAAUGUGCAAAAAUCGAUUCAUCAAAAAACAAAAAUAUUUUUUUAUAAAAGGAAAUGUUCAAAAAUACGAUUUGAGGUUGCAUAGAUGGCCUAAAAACAUUGUUUUAAAAAUGUAUUCUUGUGUAAAAAAUGAUAUAUUUUUUUUAUUGUAUUUAUAAAAAAUGUUUUUUAAUUAAGUUUCAUAAAUUAGGAAUCGAUUAAGAAUUAGGGUGAAUAAGAACUUGACAAAUUGAGUCACAUCCAAAUUGCGAUUCUUAUUUGUCCCGCUUCUAAUUGUUUUGCAGAAAUCGAUUCAAAAGAAAAUAUAAAGUUACAAAACUCUUUUUAGGCUCCUGGUUCCAUAGAGGUGUCUUAAAAACAUCUUUGUAAAAAAGCACCAUUUUUUGUUUUUUGUUUUAUCCAUCCAUCCAUCUUCUUCCGCUUAUCUGAGGUCGGGUCGCGGGGGCAACAGCCUAAGCAGGGAAGCCCAGACUUUUUUUUUUUAAAUUUUUCUCAAAUCGAUUUUCAUAAAUUAGGACUCGAUUUAGAAUCGGGAUGAAUAAAAAAAAAAAAAAUCGAUUGACAUCCAAAUGGUGAUUCUUAUUGGUCCUGAUUCUUGGUCGAUUCCUAGUGUUCAAAAACUGAUUCAACAUUUUUUUUUUUUUUUAAUUCAUGUCAGUCAUUUUUUAAACGGACAUUUUUAGGCCGUCUCCAUGGCAACAGAAUGAACUUUUCUCACCUGAAACUUGCUUUGAAAAAGUGUCAUUACAUCUAUUAUACAAAAUAUAUCCAGAAUGUAUUCUGAAUGGAAUCGUGACCGGAUGGAAUGUUCCGGUGCCCAAAGACUCCCACGCUGUGUACUUCCUGUCACUCUUCUUCUGCUUUUACUUCAAAGGUGCUGUUCUCGUUUUAAAGCUACAUCCCUCAUUCAUCUUGUUUGGGGCAGGAAAAUAAACGUGACUUUUCAACGUU
Messenger RNA from Nerophis ophidion (straightnose pipefish), 5718 nucleotides. RefSeq names its product protoheme IX farnesyltransferase, mitochondrial (gene cox10). NCBI's taxonomy places the organism in Eukaryota, Metazoa, Chordata, Actinopteri, Syngnathiformes, Syngnathidae. The transcript has 7 exons. Bases 95 to 1447 code for a protein of 450 amino acids. Gene Ontology annotation, biological process: heme biosynthetic process. Gene Ontology annotation, cellular component: mitochondrial membrane; mitochondrion. The record is from RefSeq and is a predicted model, not a curated record. Gene Ontology annotation, molecular function: protoheme IX farnesyltransferase activity.